CAUUCGUUGUAACUCAGAAAUACAAAGUUCUCACUUGGACUGACUAUUGACCUACGAAGGCUACAAAUUUACAUGCAGGGAGCUUUUAGAUCCGUGUGUUUAAAACAUCCUCCAAUUACUAAUAUAAGUAACUACAGUCAAAGAGGAAACUCUCAAUAAGCUAACAGCUCUUUGCACGCACGGAUAGAAAGUAACGGGGAGUGUGACUCUGACACAUCGUUCAUGUUUCCGUUUAACGGCACCGAAUAAUUCAAACUCCUCGGACGACGUCAGGAAGCGCGUUUGUCCGGGUGGAAGCUAGGAUUUCCACACGCAGAGACUGGACCUUUGAACGCAGCGCAGCUGUCAUGGCCGACGUUCGUGGCUUGUGAGACGCUCUCCACGACUCCUCAUGGAUCAGAUCACUUUUCAGUUUGACAUGGUUCUGUCAGACGUUCACAUGCACCUGCCCAAUGCAGGGAGCCUCAUGACAAGGGUGGACACUGUCGGCCAGCCAGUCUUUAUGUCCAGAUUCCAGAUCCUGCUAGAAGACCACGACACCAAUGAUCCUAGGAAAACAUUAGAAGGAGAAGAAAACCAUCCACAGAAAGACUCUAAACCCACGAACAGACACGAUGAGAAGGAAAAUGAUAAGGAGCCAAAGUUGGAUGAGGAUGGAGACCUGGACCUCACUGAGCGUCCUUGUAAAGACCCUAAAGAAGACUGUGGGAGGGACCUGGUUUGUCCUGUCAUUCUCAAACAGUCCAUCCCUAACCUUCAGCAGGAGCAACAGAACCUGGAUGAAGAAGAAGGUUGUGUUUUUAAAAAUGUCUUAAAGAUCGAGCACACCAUGGCGACACCUUUAGAAGAGGUUGGCAAACAAGUGUGGCGAGGAGCACUCUUUUUGGGUGAUUUUAUCCUGUCCCACCCGGACUUGUUCAGAGGGGCCACAAUCCUCGACCUAGGAGCUGGGACGGGCUUAACCAGCAUUGUUAUGGCAACGACUGCCAGAACAGUUUACUGCACAGAUGUGGGUGAAGAUGUUCUCAGCUUGUGCAAAAGAAAUGUUUCUUUAAAUAAGCUUUUUAUGGAAACUUCAGGGGGUGAGGUGAGAGUGAGGCAGCUCAACUGGCUGCAGCAUGACUUCUGCACAGAUCCUGAAGUGGAGUUCAGUUGGACUGAAGAGGAAGUAGCUGACCUUUAUGAUAACACCAGCUUCAUCAUAGCUGCUGAUGUUUGCUACGACAGUCAUCUGACUGAAGGGCUUUUCCGAACUCUGAACCACCUCUGCAACCACUUUUCCCGCCCCUGCACCAUAUUCAUCUCCAUAGAGAAGAGGCUUAACUUCUCUCUCCGGCACAUGGACGUGUGCUGUGAAGCCUACACUCAUUUCCUCUGCUGCCUGCAGAGGCUGCAGCAGAUGGAGGACCAUCGCUGCUGCUUCACAUUUCAACAGCUCACUUCCAACUUUGCUCAGGUUCUUCUCUAUGAGCGGGUUGAGCAACUGGAGUUGUGGAAGCUGACCUGCACUCCCCUGUCAGAGAAAACAGAUCCUCACCUCCCUUCAACUUCUGCUGCCAACACUGCCGAGUCUCUCUCGUGUACAUGCAGACAUGCACUUGUCUCAGGGCCUGGGUCAGGGAGCCUGAGCCUUUCUAUCCCUGAUGAACCCUUGUAGCAGUUCUGAUGUUUUUAUUUUAUCUCAACUUUUUUGGGUGAGGGGGAGGAGUUUAGCAUAUAUGCUCACCUGAAAAUACAAAAAUAGCUUAUUCACUUUUGUCUGGCUCUUAUAAUUACUGAUGCAAUAAAAAACGGUUAACCAAACCUG
This is a messenger RNA of Oryzias melastigma (Indian medaka), 1807 nucleotides long. It is a transcript of the gene mettl22, whose product is annotated as methyltransferase like 22. The transcript has 12 exons. Gene Ontology annotation, cellular component: nucleus. The record is from RefSeq and is a predicted model, not a curated record. Lineage: Eukaryota; Metazoa; Chordata; Actinopteri; Beloniformes; Adrianichthyidae. Gene Ontology annotation, molecular function: protein methyltransferase activity. Bases 392 to 1657 code for a protein of 421 amino acids. Gene Ontology annotation, biological process: protein methylation.